Diachasma alloeum is the source of this 2448-nucleotide messenger RNA. RefSeq names its product SET and MYND domain-containing protein 4. The record is from RefSeq and is a predicted model, not a curated record. The coding region runs from base 282 to 2189 and encodes 635 amino acids. Gene Ontology annotation, molecular function: protein binding. NCBI's taxonomy places the organism in Eukaryota, Metazoa, Arthropoda, Insecta, Hymenoptera, Braconidae. The transcript is spliced from 5 exons.
UUGGGACUACGCGUCAUGAGUCACAAUCUGAUCCCCGCAGCGAUCAACAUCAAAUCCGCAGUCAUCGUUCCCAGUGUCCCAGUCACCCAUAAAUAAACCCCCCAAAACCCCAAACAACUGACUUAUAAUUAAACCUCCAAUCGCCAGUGGUCCUCGCCCCCCGAUUCCCCAAACUGGUCCCCUGACCUUAAAAAAAUGUAAAAUUCCUAACCUUCAUCAGCGCAAGGAAGCCCAACCCCAUCCCCAGAAUAAUCGGCUCCCCCCAAAUCCCUUAAAAAACCAUGGACAAAAUAAGAGGCUGGACCUCAGAUUUCGACUUCGAGUCAAUGAAGAAGACGAUCGACAUGGACUCCCUGCCGCACCUGACCGACGAGGAUCGUUUCAAGACAGUGAUGAACAGCAUGAGAAUCCACAAGGGCUUCCGAAGCUGGAUGUCGCGCCUGCAGAGCCCCAGGUCCACGAAGAACGCCAAGCAGUCGAAAUUCUACCGAGAGAAAGCGAACGACCUCUACCUGAGCAAUCCCCAGGGCUCAGUGAGGGUCAUCCUCGAGGGGUUCACAGUCAGCCUGGCGUACGCCCCCCAGAGCUCCCCGGAGAUGGCCCUGGCCUACGCAAAUCGUUCAGCAAUCCUCCUGAAGGUGCACCACUACGAGGACGCCCUCCUGGACAUAGGGAGAGCCUUCAAGUCAGGGUAUCCUGACCGUUUGAAGUCGAAACUCUUCGCCCGAAGGGCUUUGUGCCUCAAGGCCCUGCGUCCCGAGGACUCCUCCGAGGUCGAUCGAGCCCUGGAGAACGCCAGGAAGUGGCUGAGAAGGAUGGACAAGAGGCAUCCUCAUCGCAGAAUGAUCGAGGACAUCCUGAGCAAUCCUAGGAGGAUGGAGAACCUCCCGAGACCUCGUGCCAAGUGGAACUCCGAGGUCUUCCUCAGGAACGUCUUCGAGGAGAAUCCUGAAAUCGUCGGGGCCUCCAGCUCCAUUCAGCUCAGGCAUUCGGAGUCUGGGGUGCACCUCGAGGCCACGAGGGACAUCAAACCUGGGGAGAUUAUCGCCAUUCAGGAGCCCUUUGUGGCGGCUGUGGAGAGGACUAAAGCUUACAGCUACUGCGCUCACUGCUUCUUGGAGGCCCUCUCCGGGGUGCCCUGUUGGAGUUGCGCCAACAGGGUUUACUGCUCGGAGGGGUGCAGGGAGACUGCUUGGAGGGAUUAUCAUGAGGUCGAGUGCGGGUUCAUUGAGAUGAUCCAGGCGAAGGGGAUACAUUCCGAUAAUCUGAGGGUCAUGAUCGUCAGGGCUGUGAUCAAGGCCGUGAAGGAGGCGGGGAGCCUUCAGGCGCUCAGGGAGAGGGUCAGGAGGAUGGAGAAGGAUCCUGACUUGUGGAAAAAGGGAUUCUCAGGUUCAGUGUUCGAUGGCAGAACUCUGGAGACAUUCUUCAGCCUCCCGACUCACGCAGCAGCGAGAGAUCCUGAAUUCCUCCUCAUAGCCUCAUUCAUGUCCGUAUUCACAACUUUCGUCCUAGCGACGAAGAGCAAAUUCUUCGGGGAGGAGAUGAACGUCCAGCGUUUCCUCCAGAACGAGUGGGUGCCCUUUGUGGGGGGUCUCGUGAUGAAAUUCACUCUGAUAAUGAUGGGAGGUGCACAGGAUAUUUGCACCUGCAUUGACUUCAGGCGUCAGUUCGAGUGUGGCUCGACGUUUGUGCCACUGUACGUUCGCUUCCCUCACAGCUGCUCUCCCAAUAUCUCGCAUCGGAAUUUUGGGAGGAAGACUGUUGUUUUUGCACAUUAUCCGGUUAAAAAGGGGGAGAGGCUGAUUGGGUGCUUGGGCUGUCGUUUCGAAACAGCUCUGAAAAAGAAUCGUCAGAAGGCGCUCAAGAUGAUAAUAGGAGGCCCCUGCCAGUGCAUCGCCUGCAAGGAGGAUUGGAUUGACUCCGAGAAAUCUUCAUUUGACGCAAUGCAAGUGCCUCCGCACGUGUGGGCCAUCUACGAGGCAUUUGACGACAAUUCAGACGACUGUUUUGAGUUGAUACGCCAGGGCAACUACGCUGUUAUAUCCAAAACACUUCACGAAUUAGCACGGACAAUGACUGAAGUAUGGAAAAUGAGGAAACCCCCUUGCCCUGUGCUCUCCAACCUCUCUGCCUUCAUCUACAGGUUUUUCUCACUGCUGGGAAAUCAUCAUCAAGUUUUAGAGUUUUAAGUGGACAAUUCAAAUAAUCCUCUCGUGUCUGUACGAUAUUUUAUUUUCAUACUCCCAUCAUUCGACGAUUGACUGUCCUGAGAAUGCCUUUUUUUCGUAAGACUUCAGCAUCACUCAAAGUUGAUUAUGAGAACAAUUAAUGUUAUUUGAAUAAUUCUGAAGAAGUUGUGAGACAGAAAUAACGGAUUUUCUUAGACUAAACGAAACUAUUUUAUAUUAUUCCUUUGAUAUGAUGAAAUAAAGAGCUAUUUUAAAUGAA